AGGCUAGUUAAGUAACAUGUAUGAGGGCGAUGGGCCAUGGGACUCCUUAUAAUAUGAACUGGACUGGACUGCUUCAGAGUCUGCUGCUUGUGGUCCACAUCAAGCAGAUCACAUGUGGCUUUGUACAGUUUUCAGUCCCAGAGGAACUGGAACCUGGUACACUGGUUGGAUCACUGAGGGAACAUUUUUCUCCACCAUACCAGCUUCUGACCCAGGAAUAUCUGCGGAUGGACACAAACACUGGGAAUAUCUUCACUACUGAGCAAAAGAUGGACCGUGAGGGUCUCUGCCCUGGGGAAACAAACGAUGAGGAAUGCAUUAUUCUGCACAAUGCUAUUGUGGGGCCCUCAGAGGACCUUAUACAGUUUCUUGUGAUCAUAGAAGACAUCAAUGACAAUGCACCGCAUUUUAAAAAUAGUGAAAUUCACCUGAGGGUGCCUGAGGAUGUUGCUGUGGGGACUAGUUUCCCACUGGAUGACCAGGCACAGGACAGGGACACAGGCAUUAAUGGAGAAGUGCAGUACCACCUUGAGGGUGCUGGGGGAGUUUUCACUUUAAAAGUCGAGGAAGACAAACUUUUUAUCAUAAUUGUUGUACAAAAAGCUCUAGAUAGGGAGACUCAGGAUGUUUAUUUGAUGCAGCUGGUGGCCACUGAUUGUGGCGAACACCCUUUAAAUGCAUCAUCAUCUUUAAUAGUCACAGUGACAGAUGUCAAUGACAACUGCCCAAGUUUUAGCUCUGACAGCCCAGGUAGUGUCACCAUCCAAGGAGAUUCCCCAAAGAACAUGGUGGUCACUCAGGUCAUAGCCACAGACCCGGAUACAGGCCCAAAUGCUGCCAUCAUUUACUCCCUCAGUCCCAAAGUUUCUCAGAGAGCCAAGAAACUCUUUAGCCUCAACAGCCACACUGGGCACAUUCAACUUGCACAAGACCUCCACAGUGAUAAGUCUGAGGAGUUGGUGUUGAAAGUGUUAGCAACCGGUCCUCACUGCCCCCCAGCAGUAACUCAGGUAACCAUAUCCGUGCUCCCCAAGGUGACCCAAGAGCUCACGAUCAAGAUCAGUUUCAUAGCUGAGCAUCAAAACCAGACUGUGGUGUUACCAGAGAACCAGCCCCCCACUGUCUUAGCUGUUUUAGAGCUUGAGGGUGACAGCAGCUUUAAAGGCUCAUCUCUCGCCAUCGAGGGUGAUGUGCCUUUCUCUUUGAGCCCACAGAAUGGCAAAUAUCUGCUUUCCACAUCAAAGUCUCUCGACUAUGAGAUGAAACGAGAGCAUAUCAUUUCUGUGGUAGUGCACAGUAGAUCAGCUGAAGGAUCUGUAAUUUUAUCAUUGAGGCAAAAGAUCAAGGUACUGGUGGCAGAUGUCAAUGAUAAUGCCCCACAUUUCUCCCAGUCUCAAUACCAGCAGGAAGUAGAAGAAAACAACCAGCCAGGAAUGUCCCUUAUGCAAGUGUCAGCUUCUGAUGCAGACAGUGGCUACAAUGGCAGAGUGACCUACAAGCUGCACAAAUACACGUCUGCCAUCUUUAACAUGGACUCUGUGACAGGUCAACUUUCUGUGUUGGCUCCACUGGAUAGGGAACAGCAGGGUGUGUACAACAUUACUGUGUUUGCUCGAGACUGUGGCUCUCCUCCACUGGAGUCCCACGCCACUAUUAUUAUUCGUGUUCUGGACCAGAAUGAUAAUGCACCUGUUUUUGUAACCCCUCACUUCAUCUUUUUCAUCCCUGAGAAUGCACCACCACUUGCCCAGGUGGGAAAGAUAGAGGUGAAAGACCCAGAUGAAGGAGCGAAUGGGAACAUAGGAUUACAGGUUAUAAACAGCAGUGCAACUUUUGUUGUGGAUAACAGACAGGGAACACUACGCACCACCACCAACUUGGACCGUGAGACAGAGGACCGCCAUGAACUCUAUAUAUUAGCCAGCGAUAAUGGCCAUCCAGUCGCUUUGACUUCCAUAGCCAGAGUGACUGUGUUUGUGGAGGACAUCAAUGACAACCAGCCAAAAGUGAUCCUUCCAAGCAGUAACUCCUCGUGCCUCACUGUCUCUCCAGGUACUCUGGCAGGUACUAUGGUAACAAAGAUCUAUGCUAUCGAUAAGGACUCUGGGGUGAAUUCAGAGAUCACAUACUCUGUUGUGGCAAAAGAGCCACCACAAGAAAGCAGCCCUUUCCAAGUAGACCCCAGAUCAGGAAACAUCACUCUAAGUCAGCAGCUUCUCCAUGAAGACCUGGGAAUGCACCACCUGUUUAUUGUAGUAAGAGACAGCGGAAAACCAACACCACUUUACACCACCAUCUGGAUAAAUCUGUUAGUCAACGAAAGCAUGGAGCACUGUUACUUGGACAAGGUGCCUGAAUGGACAUGGUCAUCUGACUUGAUUCAAAGCCCAUCAAAGGCUUCCAUCUGUGAACGAGAUACCUCUAUAUGGGUGAUACUUUUUAUUAGCCUGGGCAUGUUCCUGGCAUCCAUGGUUUUUUUUAUAACAGCUUGUUUCUGUCUGAAAAACAGAAGUCUACAAAAGAACAGGAGGACAAACAUGGUGGAGAAUGAGAUUCCUCUCAGACUCAAAGACAAAUAUUAUUCUGAUGAAUAGAGCAAUCAAAAGUCAUCUCUCUCCCAAUUCCAAGGAUGAAAACAGUGAGAAAAUUAGACAUUUUUGUCUAAGGCUUUUGCAUGUUGGUCAUUGCAUGAAGCUGAUAAAAACACAAGAUUGGAUGUUUGUCAGCAGCUAAACUGAGAAAUUCUGUGGAAAAAGACAGUUUUCAGAUAAGAAUCUUCUCAGAGCCACCACAAUAGGAUAUAAAAGGUUAUUUGAUAAGAGAAGUAUUUCCAGUUAGAUUUUUUUCCUUGUGUGUUUUACAGAGCCUCUAACAAUAUAGAUAUAAUUUGUCACAAGUGAUGUAUGCACUUUAGCCACUGAAAAAUAUGACAUAUCACUGCAAGUCAGUGGUUAGAUACCAGCAUUGCCUGUAACCACUUUGAGGAUUAUUGCCCAUGACCCCUGCAAGCAGGAAAAUUGAAGUAAUCAUUUGCUAAGUUGAUUGGGUCUUUCUCAGGUGUCUGACUCUGAGUGAUGGGGAUUCUGUGGUUUUAAGGCACACAAAGGGGGUUAAUGUUCCUUCAGUGGGGAGUGUUGAAAGUAUACAAAGAAGAAGCCAUGAGAUAAGUUCAGGGAGAAGAGAGUGACUGCAGACAGGUGAAUGGUAGCAGAGGGAAGGCACACCAACAUCUCAAGUCUCCACCUCACACACGUUACCUGAUAACACAGCUUCUAACACACCACACUGGAUCGCACCCAAAAGACACAAACGCUGACAUUAAAUGUCUCAACAGCCUUUUUAUUAAUCACACUGAGAUUAAAGAAGUCUUUACAAUAGGAUGUUGCUAUCAUGUUGAAAUAACGCAUUUAGGGAACAAGUGAGAUCUAAAGCAGGUUAAGUGAUGUAUUAAAUAUGAAUGAGUCAGUGUGCAAGGUAUUUUUCAGGUCUGGAAAUGUGCAAAGUGGGAGGUCUAAUUGUUUUGAUGUUUUAAAACUAAAACUUAUCUUUUCAUUUUUGCAGUAUUGUGAUCAACUUAGCGAUCUUUUCGGUAUGCCUGUGUGUGGAGGGAAAGAAGGAAGUAGUGAAACGCAAGGAGAAAAGGGGAAAAAAAGAAGAGCCUGUAAAACACAAUGUACAACAACGUGGUUAGUGGAGAACAUGGCUUGUAUAACAUGAGUGGUGUCUCUGAGGAUUUCUGAGCUAGCAGCUGAAAAAUAAAUAAUCUAAUAGGAGGUGCACUGUGAGACGAACUAUGUUAACUGAGAACAAAUUAAGAGCUCCAUAACCAAAUUGUAAAUUAAAGUAGUUUCUUUACAAGCACAAUCACAGACUCUGUUGGACUAACACAAAUUUAUAUCAAAGCAGGCCUGUUGUAUUUUUCAAUCAGGAUGUUCCUGAGCUAUCUGACAAUCAUGUUUAGAAAGUGUUUACUUUUUUUUUUACAUAGAAUCAUAUCACCUGUAUAUAUGAUUUUUAAAGAAAAUUACUUUUACACAUAAUUUCUGUUGUGAUAGUGCACUGAUGUUUAAAUGAAUGCUGUAACAGGGGAAAGUGUGCCAUCUACUGGGCACACAUGAAACCUAAUUUGGCUGCUCUUUCAGAUAUUUGGCCAGAGGGUGAGGAUGAAUCAGAGGACAGUCUCUCACUCUGCCACUGUCAGGUCGCCUGAAAUCAGGGAUGUGUUCAUGCUGCAUGCUGCCCUGCUUCGCUCACAGCACAUCUCUUUGUACUCAAGCUGAACAUUUAAUUGAAGGUUAAGGACUGGAUUUGACUCAAGUAUGGUGGAUUGUAUGUGAAUGCAUGCUGGGGACUUUUGGAUCACGUAGCUUUCUUUUUUUUAAAAAAAACAACAACAACAACAAUAAUAAUAAUAAUAAUAAUAAUAAUAAUAAUAAUUUAGUUAAUUAAAAAUAAACUGUUUUGAUGCUUAAAAGUUCGCUUCCCUUUGCUCCUUAGCCAUGAUAGUGUGACUUUUAGUUAUGCACAUUAAAGGUUUUUGGGUGCCCAGUUUAAAUAUAACUUUAACAAAGCAUGGCAAGGUAGGAAACCAUUUAAGACAGCGGCGAUAAAGCACAUAUCAGUUUUACCAGAACAGAUUUCAGACCUUUCUUGUUCAGCCUUGUAUCUGCAGUCAGAUAAGAUCUGACAAUUUCCUAAGUCUGAAGAGCAUCAGCAGACUGUCCACUGGCCAGUUUUAGGCUAUUUCAUGUCCCUUUACUUACAAUAAAGGUCUGCACAUGGGACAUAUGGCUGUCACUCAUUUUCAUUUAUUCUAAUUACUUUUAUUUUGUUUUGCAAAUAUGAAUGUACAUGGAUCCUUCUUUUUUUAUUCAAAUUUAAGUUACCUUUCUUUAAGCUGUAUGCUGUUGUAGCUAUGCUUCUUUAGCUCAAUAAAACAUAUUUUGCACAUGA
Molecule: messenger RNA, 4953 nt
Organism: Melanotaenia boesemani (Boeseman's rainbowfish)
Lineage: Eukaryota; Metazoa; Chordata; Actinopteri; Atheriniformes; Melanotaeniidae
Gene: pcdh20l
Product: protocadherin 20
Exons: 2
Coding region: 21-2594 (857 amino acids)
Biological process (GO): homophilic cell-cell adhesion
Cellular component (GO): plasma membrane
Molecular function (GO): calcium ion binding
Source: RefSeq, a predicted model, not a curated record